Molecule: messenger RNA, 5294 nt
Organism: Alligator mississippiensis (American alligator)
Lineage: Eukaryota; Metazoa; Chordata; Crocodylia; Alligatoridae
Gene: GIPC2
Product: GIPC PDZ domain containing family member 2
Exons: 6
Coding region: 60-1010 (316 amino acids)
Molecular function (GO): protein binding
Source: RefSeq, a predicted model, not a curated record
CGGGAGGGGCAGAGCCCAGGCCGCGGAGAAGCCGCAGGUGGCCGGCGCCGGCGGGGAAGAUGCCGCUGGGACUGCGGGGCAAGAAGAAGGCCAAGUCCAAGGACACGUCCAAGCUGGUGGAGAGCGAGGAGGCGGCGGCGGCAGCAGCGGCCUCCAGCGCGGCGGCGCAGCCCCGGGCGCGCCUGCACUUCCACACGCAGCUGGCGCACGGCAGCCCCACGGGCCGCGUGGAGGGCUUCUCCAGCGUGCGCGAGCUCUACGAGCGCAUCGCCCACGCCUUCCACAUCGCCCCCGCCGAGAUCAUGUUUUGCACUUUGAAUACACAUAGAAUUGACAUGGACAAGCUCUUAGGAGGGCAAAUUGGCCUUGAAGAUUUCAUAUUUGCACACAUAAAAGGACCAAAAAAGGAAGUGGAUAUUCUUAAAUCCGAAGAGUCACUCGGGCUUACGAUUACAGACAAUGGAACUGGCUGUGCCUUCAUAAAGCGUAUUAAAGAAGGCAGCCUUAUUGACCAAAUCAAAAUGGUAUGUGUGGGUGAUCAUAUAGAAUCUAUAAAUGGGAAAAAUGUGGUGGGUUAUCGUCAUUAUGAAGUUGCCAAGCUACUAAAAGCACUGGAGAAGGGACAGACAUUUAAGCUACAGUUGAUAGAGCCUAUGAAAGCAUUUGAAAUGAUUGAACCAAGGCUUAAAGGUGGAAAUCUAUCAGAGACUAAAAUCUCAAGGGGAAGAGAAACACUUCGACUGAGAUCUAAAGGCCCCGCCACUCUGGAGGAAAUGCCCUCUGAUGUUGAAGAAAAAGCAAUAAAGAAAGUUGAUGACCUUCUUGAAAUGUAUAUGGGAAUACGAGAUAUUGAGUUAGCUGCCACAAUGGUAGAAGCUGGAAGAGACAAAAAAAAUCCAGAUGAAUUUGCAGUGGCACUUGAUGAAGCUCUGGGAGACUUUGCAUUUCCAGACGAGUUUGUCUUUGAUGUAUGGGGAGCCAUAGGUGAUGCUAAGGAAGGACGAUUUUAAUGAGAAUUGUUCAUUAAUCCUUGUUUGAAGGUAGCAGGUUUUUAAAGAAGUAUUAGAACAGAAUUUAAAUAGCUUGAUUGAUGUCAACUCUGAACUAAGUUUGUAUGUAUUUAAAAUAUUUCUACUGAAAAUCUUUUGCAAAUAAUAUUUUUUGGGUAUGCAUUUUGAAAAAUCUUGGUAUACUGUCUCAAUUAACUGAAAGCUACACAUCUGAAAAAAUAUUUUAUAUACUUUCAUAGAUGAAUAUGUGGGGCAGUUUAAGGAUACACUUUGCAUUCCAUGAAAAUUGAUCUUGUAUUUUGUUUUCCAGACAUGUAGCAUAAUACCAAUACUUUGAAACUCUGAAAAGGUAUUAGCUACACUAGCUGUAGAAGUUGGUUGAUUUUUAUCUCUUUUAAUGAAAAGACUUACAAAACUUGAUAAAAUAAAAAAAAAAUACUUGACUAUUAUAAUGCAAUUAUGCUUUCUUUUCUCAUGUACAUUUUGUAGAUACAAGUCUGUGGUACUGUUAGACAUGGAAAAGUUGCCUUUAUUAAAGAAAAUUGCGUAGCAACUAAAGUUUCUGCGUAGGGGUUAGGUUAAGAAAAAACAUUUUUCUGAGACACUUUGUUUGAAACCAAUUUGAUUUUAAUGUGGUGUACAACAUAUAAUUCCUAAUCUGUUGCUGGGUGGAAAGAUUCAUUAGAAAUGUUUAAAACAAGAUCAUGAGCUGCUACUUAAUUUCUUUGCCAUAUUGUUGUAUAAAAGGUCUCUGAUCAGCUAAAGAAUAAGCAAAAGUUAGUUGCUUCUAUUUUAUACACCGUUAUGCAUAAUGGCAGUGAUCUGGUGCUGAGUGCUGUACUCUAGUCAUGGACUUGUUUAACUUAGCAUGAGCACUUUGUUGAAUAAAGGCCUUAGUUUCCUUUUUUUGCUUGUAUGCAUCUUUCAUGUAGCUGUGGUGGUCGAGUGGUAGGCCGGGCUGUGGCCAGUAGCCCAAAACGGCAGGUGGGUACUUUUCCGUGACGGAGCAGAAUUAGGCAUGGAAGCAUAUUGGUUAAACUAAGACUGCUUUACUUACACUGUUGAUGGAUACAGCGUAGGCAGAAAGUUAACUUCUGUUACAGUUGCAAACCGAACGAGAGCUCUAGAAACCGAGGUGAGAUGUCCGUGAACAAUUCAACGAGCAUGCAGGGCACGGGGUACAUCAGGAAGGUCGAUGACGGGGAGUCGUUGGUGGGUGAUCAGUCCACCAAGUUCACUCCGAGAUGGGUGCGGAGUUCUUCGACUUGGGCAGAAACUGCUGUAACUUUUAUACGGCUAGAGAGCCAAUUGCUAGUCGCCAUGUAGGAAUAAUUUAGAACUGGCCAAUAAUGGUGUGCGUAUUUGCAUACGGAUGGCGGGAACUUUUCUGCACCGGGGUUCUCCACCGUAGCAGAAAAUUCCACCGUGCCGAGAAACUUCAUUGUGCUGGAAAAUUCCACUGUGCCGAGGCACUUAACUACUGGGUUCUGACAGUAGCAAUAUGGGAAAGACAUUUAAAAAAUCUCAAAAAAGGUAGAAAAAAGGGCAAAGUGAAUAAAAACAUUUUCAUGGAACCUCAUUUUUUUUAAACUUCUUUUUUUGGUUAUUGCUUGAACUUCGUGUUGAAAAUAUGUCCUUUUAAAAACACAAUUCUUUCUUACACACUAAUAAAAUCUCAUACUAUUAAUAAUGAUUUUUCUAAAUGACCUAAAUUUAUCCAUUUGUUUUAACAAUUUCCUGUUCAAAUAAUGGAUUCAGUUUUAGUUUUGUGUACAAUUGGUUUCAUUUUCAGAUGCUUAGUGUAACUUCUGUUGGGUUUAAAAAAGGAAGAAAGCUGUUUGUUUUAGAAACAGCUUUCUCAUCACAUCUUUAAAAUGUGUUAGUUUGUAUGUUGAUCUUAAAACAUAUAAAAGAUUGUUUUACACCAUUUAAAUUUGGGCCAGUCGGCAGGUGACCUUAUCCUUUUAAGACCAACCAGGAAGAGAAUGUGGGACCCGAGCUGUGCAAACACUAUGUACUUUCACGUGCUUGUAAAAUAAUAGUUAUUCCAAAAAUGAUAUUUUCUAAAUUAUGAUUUUUUUUCUUAACCCCCUCCCCUUUUCCCCACUGUGAACUGUCUGUGGAAAAGGUUCUUUUGCUAUCUUACUGACACAGGUUGGUAUAAAUAUGGGUUAUAACAAAUUCUUAUGUAUACAUGCUAAUGACUUAUAUCAUUUUUAUGCAUCACAUUUUUUAAUAAAAAUAUAAGAUGUUCCAAAAACUACAAUGCCUGAUGUUGGGAGGUGACUUGUAGCUCUCUGUUAAAAAGUGAAAGGGAAGUAAAUGAUAAAGAUGACUCAUUUAGCUUCUAGGCUAGUUUCUUUCAAUCUUUUUUUCAUUUGUGGACCCCUAAAAUUUUUCUAAUGGAGGUGCAGACCCCUUUGAAUAGUAAGUGUGGGUAUUCACAUACUUUUGAUUGAUGAUAGUCAUCUUUUGUGGACCCCUUAGAUAUAAUCUAUGGAACCCUAGGGGUCUGUGGACUACAAGUUGAAAACUAGGAGUGUGCAAAAUGGACCCUGUUUGAUUCGGAUUUGGCCCAAAUCAGGGACAGUGAUUCGAUUAGUUGAUUCGGAUCACUGUCCCCAAUUCGAUUCAGCGAAUCCAGAUCUGAAGAUUUGAUGCUGAUUCAGAGAAUCAGCAAUUCGGACAUAGACAUAGUUUUAAAUGUUUUUGCUACAUACCUCGAGGUACCAGGUGCGGCUCAUGAAUGCUGGGAUGGGAGGAGGUCCCCCAUGUCCUCAGUGGUGUACUUCCGUUCCACUUCCAGGUUCUUCCGGGUCUGCCAGGGAGCAUGCUGGGGGCCCCCCUCUGUGCCCCCCCUAGCUCUGUGAUCAGCCACAGGGGGACCCCAGGUGCCCCCCCAGACUCAGGAGGCAACAGUUGCUGCGUGUGGGGGGGGGCCCUGCAUGCUCUCUGGUGGACCUGGAAGUGGACCGGAAGUGCUUCUGGUCCACUUCUGGGUCUGCUGCCAAGUGCGCAGGGCCCCACCCUGCGCUCCUGUGGGAUGUUCCAUGUACCUGAGCAUCGCAGCAUUCACGAGCUGCCUGCUACCUAGAGGCAUGUAGAAAAAACAUUUAAAGUUGUGUCUGUCUGAAUCAUCAAAUCUUUCCGAAUGUCUCUGAAUUGAUUCAGAGGGUUCCGAUUCAAUUCAGAUAAAUUAAAGGGUCUCCUGAUUUGAUUCGGAUUUGGAGAUGCGGCCACAGAAUUGGGCCAAAUCUCUGCUGAAUUGAAUCGGGUACCGAAGGUUUGCAUAGCCCUAUUGAAAACCACUGCUUUAGACCAUGGCUGUCCAACUUCAAAGCCACCAGGGGCCACACUCUGCAAAGGUCUCUGGCCUUGGGCCACACACACUAUGGGCUGCAUGCUAUCCCUGCUGUACAGUCUCCCUGUGCUUACUGGAACUUGCCUCCUGCCAGCCUGUCCUGCCCCAGAAACCCCUUUCAUGUUUGCUACAGCAGAUCAAGGGCAGCCAGACAUGAGUAUUGGGGGUUCUGUAUUAUAACUGCUCACAGGUGAGAUGCAGCCUGUGGACUGCUAGUUGGAGAGCGCUGCUUUAGGUGAACGGGCACUGUUUUGUAAUGGGCUAUGAAAACACCACAGUGACUAUGCACUUCAGCCUUCCCUUCAGAGGUAUUGGAUAGGUACAAUGCCACAUCUGCAAGAGGGAGAAUGAAAUAAAUUUGAAGAACAAAAGAAACUAUGCCAGUGAUCUUACAUGGAUAUUUUCUGUUUUUUGUUUUUUUCAUUUGACUCUUCCUUCAAACAAUAGUAGCAUUUAAUCUAUAGACAGUGCCUAUAUACUAUACUUUUUGCUUCAUACAGGUUACCUAUUAAAUGCCAGGUGGAAUUAAAGCUGCUGUUUUUGACUUAUUAAGCUCUGGGACCUAUUUAUCUGAAUGAAUGAGUCAAUGGAGGUGUCUGAACUGGAGCCUUGCUCAUAAGGCAGUGAAUUGAAAGGAGCUCACACAGGAACCUCUGGGAGCUCUCUUGAAUUUUGAAAUAUGCUCAGUGCUUUGCUUGGACUAGUUUCAGUAUGUUAGUUGUAAGGGCAUAGGGAAAUUACUCUACCGUAAUUAUGGAGCAUUAGAAAAACUCUGGGAAAUUAUGAACUCUUAUAUGUUUUUGGCUGAUGGGUUUUUAAUAUGUGCUUUGGUGUGGUUUGUUUUUCUUUUUUUCUUAAGGCACUUUUAUAUUGUUUGUAAAGUGAUCUUGACAUGGAAGUAAAUUAAAGCUUUAUAAAAGAUA